UUGGGAACCACUGCUCUAAACCAAUAGUAUGAGGAGAAGGUGCGUCCCUGCAUCGACCUCAUCGACUCUCUUCGCUCUCUGUGUGUAGAGGAGGACUUGGCUCUGCCUACUAUCGCCGUCAUUGGAGACCAAAGCUCGGGGAAGAGCUCCGUGCUGGAGUCGCUGUCCAGGGUGGCUCUGUCAAGAGGAAGUGGCAUUGUGACAAGAUGUCCACUCGAACUGAAGAUGAAGAGAACGAAAGAAGGAGAGGGGUGGUACGGGAAGAUAAGCUACCAGGACUUUGAGGAAGAGCUAAAAGACCUUGCAGGUGUGGAGAAGAAGAUUAGAGAAGCUCAGAAUAAAAUAGCCGUCAGUCAUGAACUCAUCAGUCUGGAGAUCGCCUCUCCUGAUGUUCCCGACCUGACGCUCAUUGACCUGCCCGGCAUCACCAGGGUGGCUGUGAACGGACAAAAAGGAAACAUUGAAAAUCAGAUAAAGAGCCUGAUCCAGAAUUUCAUCAAAAGACAAGAAACCAUCAUCUUGGUGGUUGUCCCCUGCAAUGUGGACAUCGCAACCACAGAAGCUUUAAGUAAGUUGGCCCAGGAGGUGGAUUCUGAAGGAGAGAGGACUCUGGGGAUCAUGACCAAGGUGGACCUGGUGGACAAAGGCACAGAGGAUUCAGUAGUUCAAAUUGUCCACAAUGAGAUUUUCCCCCUGAAGAAAGGCAACAUGAUCGUCAAGUGCCGGGGUCAGAAGGAGAUCAAAGACAAAGUGUCUCUUACUGAAGCGCUAGAAAGAGAGGAAGCCUUCUUCAGCGAACAUGCCUAUUUCAAGACUCUCUACGAUGAAGGCCAUGCCACUGUUCCUAAACUGGCGGAGAAACUCACUCUUGAGCUGGUGCAUCAUAUCAAGAGAUCUCUGCCUCGACUGGAAGAACAGAUAGAGAAGAAACUAAAGACUACUCGCAAAUCUGGCCAUGGACCCCCACCAGACGCAAUGGAGAGAAUUGGUUAUCUCAUUGAUGUGAUGACAGCAUUUACACAGGAUGCCAUCAGUCUCGCCACAGGGAUGGAACUCAAAUUUGGAGGCAGGCCAAACAUCUUUUCCAUUCUCAGGAAAGAGUUUGCUGCAUGGAAAGUUGUCAUAGAGGACUCUGGAGUAAACUGUCUGAAUGACCUCUCCUCGACUGGGUAUCCUUUCCCUCCCCCGGGGUACAACCCUGGCAUUCCGGCUGGCCCACCUCAACCACCUCCACCGCCACUACAAGCCCCAGCCAUGCAGUCCGUCAACUCCAAGCUCGCCACCCCCAUCAGCCCCAAACACGUAUUGUUAAUUGUUUUGAGGAUGGCUUUUAAACAUUGUGUUAUAUCUACUUGUUUCUUCUCCAAACUAAAGAUUGCUGGCCAGCGUUUGGCUGACCAGAUCCCGCUGGUGAUCCGCUACCAUGUGAUGCAGGAGUCUGCCCUCCAGCUGUGCAGGGAGAUGGCGCAGAUGCUUCAGGACAAGGAGAAAACUGAGUGCUUGCUUCAAGAGGACUUUUCAAUAGAAACAAAGAGAAGACAACUUCAGAAUAGCCUCAAGCGCAUGUCAGGAGCCCGUGUUCUGUUGAAUGACUUCAGCAUGAACAUAUACAACUUCAACACAGCCCAAGUAAAGCGCAAACCUUAAAAUCAGAUUCCUGAUGGAAGAAGUUGGUUGGGUUUUCACAUUCAUCACAUUUAUUUUCUUUUGCAGAUUUGUGAUAUUAUUAGCAAAUAAAAUAAAGAGUGGCUAUUGAUAAGUGA
Messenger RNA from Gymnodraco acuticeps, 1763 nucleotides. Its product is annotated as interferon-induced GTP-binding protein Mx-like. Gene Ontology annotation, cellular component: microtubule; nucleus; membrane. NCBI's taxonomy places the organism in Eukaryota, Metazoa, Chordata, Actinopteri, Perciformes, Bathydraconidae. Gene Ontology annotation, biological process: defense response to virus. Gene Ontology annotation, molecular function: GTP binding; GTPase activity; microtubule binding. The record is from RefSeq and is a predicted model, not a curated record.